Psammomys obesus (fat sand rat) is the source of this 2055-nucleotide messenger RNA. RefSeq names its product MID1 interacting protein 1 (gene Mid1ip1). Gene Ontology annotation, cellular component: cytosol. Lineage: Eukaryota; Metazoa; Chordata; Mammalia; Rodentia; Muridae. The transcript has 2 exons. Gene Ontology annotation, biological process: regulation of lipid biosynthetic process. The coding region runs from base 583 to 1134 and encodes 183 amino acids. The record is from RefSeq and is a predicted model, not a curated record.
CCCUGUUGGGUCGCCCAGCCUUCGACCGGGUAUCAGGCGAGAGGCGGAGCCGCCCUGCGUGCCCCGCCCCCGCGGUAGAAAGGGUUGGGCGAGUGUUACUUGCGGUCAGGGCUGGGACCUUUUAUCUGCUGCUGGAGGAGGUAGGAGGAGGAGACAUCGGGGGUGGUCCUGGGCGCCUGGGACACCGUUCCUGAACUAUAAAUUGAGCACCUGGGAUGGGCAGGAGGACGAAGCAGCCACCGCCAUCCGCACUCACAGCAGCAGCGCUCUUGGGUAGCCACCUUCUGCAACGCAAACACUGAAAACCAGGGGAGCUAUCAGUGCAAGAGCAGGUCAAGGCUAGACCCAACCACCCACCAUCAUUGAAAGCCAAAGCUAAGAGCAGCCGCGUAUCACGCAGGGCUGGGCUGCAACAGAAACUGGAGUGAAGAGAGGGCGGAGAAGGAUCUGGGAAUCCCACCACACUAGCUAAAAGCAGGCUCCAGGGAUCGGCCUCUGAGAGCGUUUGAAGGCGGCCAUCCGUCGCCAGCAGUCUGUCUUGGUGCAUCAGCGUCUCAGUGUUUCGGCGCCCGCUCGGCCACCAUGAUGCAAAUCUGCGACACUUACAACCAGAGGCACUCACUCUUUAACGCCAUGAAUCGCUUCAUUGGCGCGGUGAACAACAUGGACCAGACGGUGAUGGUGCCCAGUCUGCUGCGCGACGUGCCCCUGUCCGAACCGGAGCUAGACAACGAGGUCGGCGUGGAGGUAGGCAGCAGUGGAAGCUGCCUGGAGGAGCGCACGACUCCAGCCCCAAGCCCGGCCAGCGCUAAUGGAAGCUUUUUCGCGCCAUCCCGGGACAUGUACAGCCACUACAUGCUGCUCAAGUCCAUCCGCAAUGAUAUCGAGUGGGGAGUCCUGCACCAGCCAUCGUCCCCGCCGGCCGGGAGCGAGGAGAGUACCUGGAAGUCCAAGGACAUUCUAGUGGGCCUGAGCCAUUUGGAGAGCACGGAGGCCGGCGAGGAAGAUCUGGAGCAGCAGUUCCACUACCACCUGCGCGGGCUGCACACUGUGCUCUCCAAACUCACCCGCAAAGCCAACAUCCUCACCAACAGAUACAAGCAGGAGAUCGGCUUCAGUAAUUGGGGCCACUGAGGCGGGGCUAUCCUCACUGCCCCAGCACCCUUUCAGGCCGGCUCUCCCACCCCUCUCUUUUCCUCCAAGCUAUUUCUUCCUGGUUGCGGGGCGCUAAGGGCACACUGUAAAGUUGGGCUGGGUACGUGGGGGAGGGGGAUUGUGUGGAGAAGAGGGCCUCAUCGCGAGAGCAGACGAAAGUAGUCGCCAGAGAGGGGGGUUCAAAGACCCCCGGAGGGGGCCUGCUCUCUGUUGGUGGGAAAUGGGACUGGGCCAAAGUCCUUCAUUCAGCCUGUGCCUUUCUUGGGGUUUCUUUUCUGUUUUUCUUUCCGGAAGAGGAGGGCCUGAGAAAGGGCCAUGCCGGGCACGGCUCUGGGUUGCCAUACUUGGGAGGGCAGCUUCUCGCUGGGUGCUCAUGGGAGGCGGGGCGCAGUCUCCUGCCCGCCCUGCUUUGAGCUGCAAGAGGAGGCCCUGGCGUUGCUAGGAUUGCGUCAGUUUUCCUGUUUGCACUAUGUCUUUUUGUAACAGUGACCCUGUCUUAAGUAUUUCAAAUCUCUUUGCUUUGAAACUUUGUCGAUUCCGUUGUGAUAAGCGCACAAACAGCACUGUUGGUAACCGGUACUACUUUAUUAACGAUUUUCUGUUACACUGAACAGUAGUCCUGUGGCACCCCAUCACUUUUCACGCCACCCCUCCCCCUCCCGUGUGUGUAAACUGGCGGUGCGCCAGCUAGAAUAAAGCUUGCCACUAGGCCAGCAAAAAUAAUAACAUUAUUAUGAGAAAGUGGAUUUAUCCAAAGUGGAACCAACUGACAUUCUAUCUGUGUCGUACAUAGAAUGAUGAAGGGUUCCACUGUUGUUAUAUGUCUUGUUUAUUUAAAACUUUUUUUAAUCCAGAUGUAGACUAUAUUCUAAAAAAUAAAAAGUGUAUGUGUUAACUAAA